UUUCACUCUUCACAGUACUUCUCUCUCUUCUGAUCUGAUUACAGAUUUUAGAAUUAGAUUCACUUGCGUUCAGAUUUUGAAGAUUCCGUUGUUUCGCUUUCUACCCUAACCUUAGUUCUUUUGUAUUUUUCUGCGCCCACUCCUUCUUCUUCUUCUUCUUCUUCUUCUUCUUCUUCUUCUUCUUCUUCUUCUUCUUCUUCUUCUUCUUAAUCCCGUAACAAUUUUUCUAUUUGAGGUUUACUGUGUUGUUUAAGAGUUCGAAGAAAACGACAUUAUCUUUUUUUUUCUUAUAAAAAAAAAGAAGCUGUGAACCUAAGGGAGCUGAAAAUGGGUGUUAGUGCUGCCCAGGUGGGUUCAUACUUUGUUGGACAGUAUUAUCAGGUUCUUCCACAACAUCCCAAUCUGAUUCAUCAGUUCUACUCGGAUAACAGCACAAUGAUCCGUGUUGAUGGAGUUUCCACCGAAACCGCUUCGAAUGUGCUGCAAAUCCAUGAACUUGUUUUAUCAUUGAAUUUUGGUACAAUAGAGAUCAAGACUAUCAAUUCUCUUGAUUCUUUGGACGGAGGUGUGCUUGUAAUGGUCUCAGGGUUUGUCAAGAUUAGGGAUGUCAAGAAAAGGCGAAAGUUUGUCCAAACAUUCUUUCUUGCUCCCCAGGAGAAGGGUUACUUCGUGCUUAAUGACAUUUUUCAUUUCAUUGAUGACGGAAUAUCAGUAUCAUACUCAAAUCCAGUAUCUGUAGCAUCCGAAAAGAUAGACGCAAAGCCACUUACUUCUCUUGGAGAGCCUCCUGCUUCUGACCAUGGUCCGGUGGAAGAAGCUACUGAAUAUAUCAAUUCACUUCAUGUAGAAGAUGACCUGGUUGACAAGUAUAGCCUUCCAGAGCAGCCGCAGCAGCUACAUCAAGAUCUUGAAACAGAAAUUGUGGUUGAGGAAACUCCUGCAGAGAAGGCAUCCCCUACAAUCCCGAGUUUUGCUCAUACCACCCGCAAAUCCCCUAUAGCUUUUGGGGAGGAACCUUUGGAGGAGUCUACCAAGAAGACUUAUGCAUCCAUUUUACAAGUCGCAAAAGGUCGAUCUGUGUCAUCUGCUGCUCUACAGCAGUCUUUCAAAAGUACCCCAACUCCUUCAGAGUCAAAUCAUGUAGCACAGCCUGUUCAACAGUCAAACUCUGCAUUUACAUACAUUCCUGAUUCACGGUUUGAGUUAGCAGAAGAAUUCUAUGGGGCAGAGGAAGAAGGUGAAGUAACAUCUGUCUAUGUGAGGAACUUGCCUGCUACAGUUACUGAAGCUGAGAUUGAGCAUGAAUUUAAGAGUUUUGGCAGGAUUAAGCCUAAUGGUAUAUUCGUUAGGGUCAAGAAGGAAAUUGGAGUUUGUUAUGCUUUUGUGGAAUUUGAAGACAUUGUCGGGGUUCAGAAUUCGCUUCAGGCUUCUCCUAUACAAUUGGCUGGAAGGCAAGUAUACAUCGAGGAGCGGAGACCAAACAAUGGCAUUACAGCUCGGGGUGGAAGAAGGGGAAGGGGCAGAAGCAGUUAUCCAACCGAUGCUUUGAGGGGGCGUUUUGGUGGUAGGGGCUUGGGUAGGGGAAGUAAUCACGAUGGUGCUGACUACCACAGAAUAAGAGGCAACGGUUUUCCUCAGCGUGGAUCGCAAUAGGAAAAAAGGAACCCUGUAUCAAAGCUCAGAUGAAGAUUUCAUUUCGGAGCUUACACAUUUUCUGAAGUUAGAUCUUGAUUUUGCAUAUUUAAUACUGAACAUUUUUACUGUUGUUGCCUGACAAAGUAAUUUUAUGUAAUAUGUUUCAGGUGUUUUUAUUUGCUAGGUGAAGCCGUGAAUUGAAUUGAAUUAGCUUCUUUUGCUUGUGUAGAGUUAGUGUUAUUUUAUUCCCUUGAAUGCUUUUGGUUGUGUCAUUCAAGUGGGAAAAUUUUUGACAUUAAGGUAGUUUCAUGUCAGGGAUUGUGAAUUGUGAAGUGCUUUCAAUGAUAGAGUAGGUUGUGUUAAAAAGGGAGGAAAAAGAAGUAUA
Messenger RNA from Arachis stenosperma, 2020 nucleotides. Its product is annotated as nuclear transport factor 2-like. Gene Ontology annotation, molecular function: mRNA binding. The transcript is spliced from 9 exons. NCBI's taxonomy places the organism in Eukaryota, Viridiplantae, Streptophyta, Magnoliopsida, Fabales, Fabaceae. The record is from RefSeq and is a predicted model, not a curated record. Gene Ontology annotation, cellular component: ribonucleoprotein complex; cytosol. Bases 328 to 1653 code for a protein of 441 amino acids.